Sitodiplosis mosellana (orange wheat blossom midge) is the source of this 4656-nucleotide messenger RNA. Its product is annotated as band 4.1-like protein 5. The record is from RefSeq and is a predicted model, not a curated record. Lineage: Eukaryota; Metazoa; Arthropoda; Insecta; Diptera; Cecidomyiidae. Gene Ontology annotation, cellular component: cytoskeleton. The transcript has 12 exons. Bases 1001 to 3916 code for a protein of 971 amino acids.
UUCAGCACAAAACUUGACUGUCGAUCGUGGCGUACAUAGUUUGCUUCUUCAUCAUUUUUUUGCCUUUUUUUAUAAUUUGUACACAAAUCAUUUCUUUUCUUUGUUUUAAUUGCAUUCAUCUUCAAAUAAUUUUCAUAUUAAAAUGCCGUACGAAUCGAUCACAUUUUCUAUUUAUUUGUAGCUUUGCGUUUUGUGAAGUAUUCUUUUGUUUUGAUUGUAAGAUUUGUUUGUAAUCGCCGCUGCUGCUGUGGUCGUCACCAUUGUCAUUUUUUGUGUAUAUGUUUGAUUUCGCAUCAAAGAGAGAGAGAGAGAGAGAGAGAGAGAAAAACUCAAAACAGAAAGGGCAACACACACACUUAAUGGACUAAUUAAAUUAGCAAACGAUCAAUUGCUUGUACAUCGGUAGUGAUUUGAUCCGAAAAUUUUAGUGAACACAUUUAUGAACGAAACACAAUUCAAACGGUCAAAAACGAAAUUUUUGAAAUAAUCGCAUUGCAAAAAGAAAUCCCAAGAAAUGUCGUUCGUUAGAAUCAUUGUGCGAUGACCUGAUCAAAAAUAAUGGGACUUUACCAUUCUGGCCAGCACAUCUCUAAUGACAUCCAGUUCCAAGUGAUAAAGUGUAAUUCCAAUUUUUGUUCUAAGAUUUUAAACUUGUGUGAUACAUCUAGAAAUUCAAUAAAAUUCGAGUCAAUAGCGCAUGAAUGGCAUCGAUCAUGAAUGAAUAAUUGAUUAGAAAUUCAGUAUCCCAUUAUCAAAGACAGCAUCAAUUCGGUUCAAAGAGUAAUUGACGUUGACCGCCGAUUGUGAUAUAACUGCUAUCCAUAUCAGAAUAAGAGACAAAUAUUAAAAGUUAUCUCGAAACGAGGACAGUAGACGAAGCAAAGGGAUCGCGCAACACUACCGUCAAUUCAUUCUUUCUUUGAGAUAACACGAUCAUUUCAAGUGAAGUAACAAUAACAACAACAACAACAAACAACAAAUAACAACAAUCGGCGAAAAAAUGCUACGAUUUCUGAGCCGACGCAAGGGUCGGGGCACAAGCUCGGGAACAAAUCAAUCGGGAGAUGCACAGACGAACAACACUGCCAGCCAAAUCAAAUCACAACGUAUAUUGCCGAACAAAAACCAGAUCGAAUGUCGCGUCAUUUUGCUCGAUGGAACCGAUUUAUCGGUUUAUUUAACAAAAAAAGCCAUGGGUAGUGACUUGUAUGAGCAAGUGUUUUACUCAUUGGAUUUGAUAGAGAAAGACUACUUUGGACUACAGUUCACCGAUGCCAAUCACGUGAAACACUGGCUGGAUCCAACGAAAGCCAUCAAAAAACAAGUUAAAAUUGGCCCACCGUAUACACUUCGCUUGAAAGUAAAGUUCUAUUCAUCCGAGCCGAAUACAUUACGCGAGGAAUUGACCCGAUAUCAAUUUUUCUUACAACUGAAACAAGACUUACUUGAAGGGCGAUUGCACUCAAAAACAACCGACCACAAUCCCAAUAUAGCUUCGUUUGAAGAAAAAUGCACUGAACUAUGUGCCUUAUCGCUCCAAUCUGAGCUCGGCGAUUAUGACGAAGAGGUACAUACAGCUGCAUUUAUAUCAGAGUUUCGUUUUGUACCGAAUCAAACCGAAGAUGUGGAACUCACAAUUUUGGAGGAAUACAAAAAAUGUCAUGGACUAACACCAGCUGAAGCUGAGACUGCAUUCUUAAAUAAGGCCAAAUGGCUUGAUUUAUAUGGUGUUGAUAUGCACACAGUUCUAGGCAAAGAUGGAUGUGAUUAUCAUCUUGGUUUGACACCAACUGGUAUUUUAGUCUUCGAAAUCACGCAAGAUCCCAACGAUCGUAAUGAAAAAAUUGAGAAAAUCGGCUUGUUUUUCUGGCAAAAAAUUAGUAAACUUGAUUUCAAAAAGAAAAAACUAACUCUUGUGGUGAUUGAGGAUGAUGACGAGGGUAAAAAACAGGAGCACCUUUUUGUGUUUCGAUUGUACAAUGAAAAAGCAUGCAAGCAUUUAUGGAAGUGUGCCGUUGAACAUCAUACCUUUUUCCGGCUACGUGCACCAGUUCGGGGACCAUCAGCACGUCAAAAUUUCUUCAGAAUGGGAUCCCGGUUUCGUUACUCCGGUAAAACCGAGUUUCAGACAACAGUUCAAAGCAAAGCUCGUCGAACUGUUCAGUUUGAACGACGUCCAUCACAACGAUUUGCGCGAAGACAAUCGCAUGUGUUGCGUGAACGGCAACGCAACGUGCAACGAUCAGAAAGUGAUUCAGCAGCCACAACAAGAGCCACAACUGAGAGAACUUCAAAUAUUGAAGACAGUACUUCGGUGACACCAUCCACCUCUUCGGUACAAACAACUAUACAGAACCAUUUGGUAUCAACGAUCGGAUCUGAGAAAUCAUUCCCACAAUCAGUUAGCAGAUGCUCGAACAAAUCAGUAUCAUCAAGCGAAGAUUUUAAAGCUAAGACUAGCGAAAAGUUGGAUGUUGAGCAACCAUCGACUUCGAAGAGCAGUAAAAUCAUUGAUCCAGAACCAUCGAAUUUAUUCAAUACAAUUGCGUAUAGUUCGUUCGGCAAAGCAUCCAUUUGUUCAUCAUUUAGUGCAAAAAGCGGCAGCUCAACCACCACCACCGGAAACGAAAAUCUUGACAGUCUUCUCAAGACGAUUUCGAAAGAUCCCGGUAACACGAUCGCAAACAUGCAAGAAUCGUUGAACGAUGUCAACAGCAUACGUGUGACUAUCAAUAAGACUUCAGAUUUGGAUAAUAAUACAGAUACUUUGAAGCGAAUAACUGCUGCGGAUAAGCCGAAUAAUCAGACUAAAUUAGCAUCGAUCGGUGGUACUCCACUGCCACCAAGUCAGAUGAAAUGCAACAUUCUUAAAGCACGUGCAGAAGAAGAGGCAAUUUCUACACCAACGAAAUUAACAAAUCAAUUGUUUGUCAAAUCGGCUAUGAACUCAAAUAACUUGAGCAAUGUAAAUUCUCUUCUAAACGGUGAAGAUUCCUUGACAGGUGCUACAUUUGUUCCGGUGGGAGGUGAUAAGUUAACUAUAACUAUAUCAAAUUUGGCAAAAAAUACCAACACGGGUCAGCCGAAUUUGGCUUCACCUCUGUCAAAAGUAUUCCCAUCACCGCCAUCUUCAGCUGGUCUAAGAUCCGAAACCCCAAUCCAAUUGCCAUUAGAUAUAAUAACGGAUGCGGAAAAUCGAACAAAUUCAGUAAAUGGUGUCACGUCAUCAAGCACCAUCGAUAAGGUAACCGUGACCCAUUUUUCGAAAGAACGAGGCGCAAUGGAAAAAAUCAGCAAUCCAUCUCUCAAUAUUAUCAAUGCGGAAUAUAAGGCCGAAACGAGUAAAUCGACAACACCCAAAACAUCAACAAAUCCAUUUUUAAAUACGUCACCCGUAGCCGUACCACUACCAACAAAUACAACGAAUCCAUUUCAUGUAUCGCUAAUAACAAGUUCCAUCGAUGCCGACCACGUUAUAUCAAUUGAUGAUAAUUUCCGAACAAACGAUGUCAUUUCCAAUUGUAGCGACAACAACAACGAUACCAACACUACGUUAAUCUCUAAAGAGGCACCAAAAUUGGUGGCCACAAAUCCAUUUACUGUCAUCGAUGAAAUUGACAAUGAAAAUCACACGAACCGAAUCCAAGUCAAUAAUUAUGAUGCAUUAAAUAACUUAAAGAACAACAAUAUUGUCGGCAACGAUAAAGCCGAAACGACGCUGGACGAAAAGAACAAAAAUAAGAAAAAUAUUGAGAAUGAGCAGCUAAAUGACCAAAAUAGCAAUGGAACGCCAAAAAUUGAUGUUGUCGAAGCGGCAAUGGUGUCACCAUGGCUCGUUGAUCAAUCCGAUGUUGUAACAACAAGCAACAAACCGAAAGCACCCGUACGAAAAACCGUCAUCACAACCCAAUUAUAGUUUGGAAUAUGCAUUCAACUUUGUGUGCCUUAUGUAAUCAGGUAGAAAAAGAAAACUAGCAAUUGGAAGCAAAUCGAAAAAGUUUUUAAUUCAAGCUAAAGAAAAGGAAUUCAAGCCGAACAUAAAUAGAUUCCAUUCAAAUAUUUUUUUUCAUGCAAAUCUGAAAGGCGUGCUCAGAAUCUUUAUGUUUUUUUUUUUUCUUCUCUUCUUGACACAAACACACAUAGUGAGAGAGUAAGUUGAAUGUGUAGGCAAAUGCUAAAUUGAAAGAAUGAUCCCCGAAAAAAAGUCGGCAGAAUUCCAACAUAGUUUCGGUGUUGCUUAAAACCGAAGGAAACAUUUUCGUAACGACAUUCCAAAUAGAAGUAUUGUAUUCUAUGCGAUAGAUUGUGCUUCAUAUGAAUACGCAAAAUGAUUGAAAAAGAAAAGUAUAUGUGUAGGAAUCUAAAAAUAGCAUAAACAAAAAAACGAGAUGAGCGAAAAUUAAAUGAAGAAUAUGCCAUUUUAAUAUUUACUGUUGGUAGAAAUCAAUUUUAUAUUUUACUAUUUCGUAGUUCAAAAACUGUAUAUUAUUAAAAAAAAAAAAAAACAAAAUAAAAUAAAAAUACUAUAUUUGAAACGAUGUUGAAAGAAAAUUAUGGAAAAAAAUGAUGCAAAUGUAAGAGGAGAAACAACUGUUUUUAAAACGUGUGUUUAUAAAUGAAAUGGGUGGAGAAACUACUAUCGCAAAAUAGAAGAAA